CUGGCCGGGGGCAAUUCGCGUCUGACGGCCUUCUCAAGCCGUUUCCCUUCUACGCUGAGCACGGCGAGGGCUGCGUGCUGCGGGACGCGGACGGCAACGAGCGCCUCGAUUUCUACAACAAACGCCACCUCGCUGAUCCUCGGGCAUAGGGACCCGCAGGUCACCGCGGCGCUGCAAGCACAGGCCGAAAAGGGCACCGCCUUCGCCAAUCCGACCGAGCCGGAGGUGGAGUUGGCCAGUCUACUGACCGCGGCCCUACCUUCGCUGCAGCGGCUGCGCUUUACGAACAGCGGCACGGAGGGUGUGGCAUUGGCGCUGCGGGCGGCGCGGGCGUUUACCGGCAAGUCGAAAAUCGCCAAAACGGAGGGAGCCUAUCACGGCACCAGUGACCACGCCAGCGGGGAGCGAGGAAGCGCCCCGCCGGUGCCGAGCUCGCAGGGGCUGACGGCCAAGACGCUGGACGACAUGAUCAUCAUCCCGUUCAACGACGCCGCGGCGGCCCGGCGCAUCAUCGAGCAGCACGGCGACGACUUGGCCGCGGUGAUAGUCGAGCCCGUCAUGGCCGGCAUCGGCUAUGUGCCCGCCGAGGCGGCGUUCCUGGAAGCGCUGCGCGAGGCGUGCGACGGACAGCGGACCCUGCUCAUUUUCGACGAGGUACAAACGCUGCGCAUGGCCCCCGGCGGCGCCCAGCAGUGGUACGACGUCGUGCCGGACAUGAGCUGUCUCGGCAAGAUCAUCGGCGGCGGCAUGCCGGUGGGGGCGUUCGGCGGCAGGGCCGACGUCAUGGCGGCCUUCGACGCCACCGAGGGGGCGCCCGCCAUCCCGCACGGCGGCACGUUCAACGGCAAUCCCAUGACCAUGCAGGCCGGUCUAGCCACCAUGCGCCAGCUCACCCCGGAGGUUUACGAGCGGAUCAACGAACGCGGCGAGACCCUGCGGCACCAGCUGAGGAAAUGGCGCGCAGCGCCGGGGUGUCGAUUCGCAUCAGCGGCAUCGCGUCGUUCUUCGGCAUGCAAACUGACGGACCGCCCGGUGACGACCUACCGCAGCGCCCAGGGCCAGGACGAGGCGUUGCGCCAGAAGCUCUUUCUGCACUUACUGAAUGAGGGGAUUACGUGA
This is a messenger RNA of Geodia barretti, 1119 nucleotides long. Lineage: Eukaryota; Metazoa; Porifera; Demospongiae; Tetractinellida; Geodiidae. The record is from the annotation of a GenBank genome assembly.